AUGCGGACCCACACAGGCGAGAAGCCAUACAAGUGCGACCUCUGUCCUGCAAAGUUCACCCGCAACACGACCCUGAGAAAGCACAAGCAGAAGCACACCGGAAAGGAGCCUGUUCAGCUAGAGAGGGACGCUACAGUUUUACAAGCCGACACCUACGGGCACGAAGCCAUGCAAAUGCGAUGGGAGUUCAGCCAGAGCGGGAGCUUACAGCAGCACAAGGAGACAUACACAGAUGAGAAGCCCUACAAGUGCGAUCUCCGUCCUGCACAGUUGAGGCACAGCCCGGGCCUGUCGAAUAACAGGCAGACACACACGGGCGAGAAGACAAGCGAGAAGCAGUACAAGUAUGAUCUCUGUCCUGCGGAGUUCAACAAGAGCAGGAAGCUGUGGAAUCAGAGCAAUAGGUGGAGACAUGAGGGCGUGAAGCCGUACAAGUGCGAUAUCUGUCCUGCAGACCUCAGACAGAGCAAGGGUCUGUCGUAUCACGAGCGAAAACACGUGCGCAAAAAGCCCUACAAGCAUGAACUCUGUCCUGCAUGGAUGGGCCAUGGCAGGAACCCACAGCACUGCAUGCGGGCUAGAAGCUAUACACCAGUCUGCCACGCAGAGUUCGGCCAGCUGACGAACCUGAACAAUCAUAACUGGACGCACAUGGCUGAGAAGCCGAAUAGAGUUCAUUCACUUGAUGAACAGACACAGACCAGAGAACAAAACAGCUGCAGGAACCAGGAGCCUGUGGCUUCGCACGUAGCCCCGAGAGACAAUGAAACCGUGAAAGUACAGAGGCCAUGUACGCGAGCAAGAGCAAGCACUGGUUUGCUCCACAUAAAGGACCAGCCCAGAGGCAUUUGUGAUCAAGACUCUUCGGAUUGUACUUCUCCAGAGGCACAGUUCAAGAUCAGCACAAUGACUGUUGAACCACAGUUCGACAACGCUCUACCAGUCGCUACGAACGGUGGACCCACUGAGCGACUUUCAGACCAGAGCGAGCCAUGUGCACUUGCAUACACAUCGAAAGACAGCCUGAAACAGCACGUAUUUGCACAGUGUCACAGUGAGUCUGAAAUGUGUGCCGUUACUUCUUCACCGAAUGAUCAGAUGGGAGAUGAGAGUCUUACGUACAACAUCUGUCCCCCUGCAUUCGCACCGACUGGGAGUGAUGAAAGCCUCGUGUCAAAGCGUACUAACAAGAAGCCAUGUAAGUCCGAUCUCUGUCCUGGACAGUCCCACCUAAGGAAGAGCCUGCGGUGCCACAAGCAAGCACAGACGGGAGACAAGCCAGACAGGAGUGAUAUCUGCCCCGCGAAGCUCAGCCAAAUCACGCAUCGGCGGCUUCACAAGCUGACACAGACAAGCGAGAAGCUGUACAAGUGCAAUGUGUGCCCUGCGGAGUUCAGUCUGAGAGGGAAACUGCAGCAGCACAAACGGACACACACAGGCGAGAAGCCAUACAAGUGCGAUGUCUGCCCAGCACAGUUUAGGCAGAGCACUAACCUACGGAAGCACAAGCGGAUACACACAGGCGAGAAGCCAUACAAGUGCGAUGUCUGCCCUGCUAAGUUCAGCCAGAGCAGUAACCUAAGGCGACACAAGCGGACACACACGGGCGAGAAGCCGCACAAGUGCUGUGUUUGCCAUGCUAAGUUCAGUGAAAUUGUGACCCUACAGCGUCAUGAACGAACACACACAGGCGAGAAGCCAUACAAGUGUGAUGUCUGUCCUGCUAAGUUCAGCCAGAGCAGUAACCUAAGGCGACACAAGCGGACACACACGGGCGAGAAGCCGCACAAGUGCUGUGUUUGCCAUGCUAAGUUCGGUGAAAUUUCGACCCUACAGCAUCAUGAACGAACACACACAGGAGCACCAGGAAACGAUCUUAUGAAGGUCAUCUUGGAAGGCAAUUUGUUCUGA
Messenger RNA from Ornithodoros turicata, 1911 nucleotides. Its product is annotated as zinc finger protein 845-like. The record is from RefSeq and is a predicted model, not a curated record. The transcript has 5 exons. The coding region runs from base 1 to 1911 and encodes 636 amino acids. Gene Ontology annotation, molecular function: DNA-binding transcription factor activity, RNA polymerase II-specific; RNA polymerase II cis-regulatory region sequence-specific DNA binding. Gene Ontology annotation, biological process: regulation of transcription by RNA polymerase II. Lineage: Eukaryota; Metazoa; Arthropoda; Arachnida; Ixodida; Argasidae.